Molecule: messenger RNA, 12829 nt
Organism: Spirodela intermedia
Lineage: Eukaryota; Viridiplantae; Streptophyta; Magnoliopsida; Alismatales; Araceae
Source: the annotation of a GenBank genome assembly
AUGAGCCUGGAUUCCAUAUCCUCCCAGAUCAAUCUCCAUCCGGUUUCCUCGCCGUUCGGGCGAGCGUACUUCGUUCCCAGGAGCGUGCAGAUGAGGAAGCGCCGUCGCCUCAAGAUCCUCGCGUGCCUCGGGCCGCCGCCGAUCAUGUCCGUCCCAUGGGAUAGCCUAGCCCAUGGUCUGGUAGCCGUGCUGGCCCCCGCGAACUGGCCGGAACUGAUUCUUCCGGCGCUCGGGUUUGGCUCCGGCGCAGCCCUCUACCUCUCCCGCAGCCGUAAUCUCUUGCUGUCAGAUGAGAAUACCAGAAAUCGGAUUGCCUGGGGUGCCAGGGCAAUCGGGGACUGGAUCCUGAUCGCAAGCCCGACGCCGUUUAACCGGUGCGUCCUUCUCCGCUGCCCCUCUGUGUCGUUCGAGGGUGGUGGGUUGCUGUUGGAUGAUUUGAAUGACCAGCUUGUGAGGGAGGAGCGCUCUACAGUGUACCUGAGCAGGGGUCGGAUUCUGGCGAACGAGGAGGCCGAUGCAGAGGUGAAUGGCGUGUCGUACCAGAGGCUCUGUAUAGGCACAGAGGACGGAGGGGUUAUCGCAUUGGAUUGGCCAGAGGAUCUGGAACUGGCGGGGGAACAGGGGCUGGAUACCACAGUGCUGAUCGUACCUGGAACCCCUGAGGGGAGCAUGGACGGAAAGGUUCGCGCUUUUGUUCGUGAAGCACUCGGUCAUGGGUCCUUCCCCAUAGUCAUGAAUCCGAGGGGAUGCGCUGGUUCCCCCCUCACGACCCCACGGUAUGUAAAGUGGCCUACGAAGGCACGCAUAGUCAACUUGCAUAUUAAAGAACACCUGUAGUAGACAGCCCUCUCAACGAGAAGCUAGAGGCAACAAAGAAUCAGCCUAGGACAGAGCGUCAGUUGUUUUACCAAGUGAGUCUCAUAAUUCAACAAGAGCUUCUUUUAGAGCAUUGGCAUUGGCACCGGCAUGCAUGCGCAUUAGGGAAAUCUUUGUCCCAUAGUGCCAUAAUUGGGGCAUAAAUACUAAACGAUACUGUUUCCUCCGUGAAGUGAAGAUGCUGAUGAAGUUUCUAAUGGGUCAUCUGCAUGAAUCAGAUAAAUAUUUUAGUGUUUAUGAUGGCACGUGAAAUGGCUUAGCUGUGAGCAAUGACUGAUUUUAGACCCAAGACUACUGACCUUCCCAUUUAUAUUCCAUAAGCAUUUGUCGUGUGUAGCUGCUAUCUCGCAUUCUCUUCUUUUUUUAAUGUUAUGGAGUCGUUAGUCGUGAGAUGACGUAUAUUUCUUACAUUGAAAAAGAAGAAGAAGAGGAUGCCAUCCCUUGAAGUAUAUGUCUUCAUUUUUAUCUUUAUUUCCACGUCUGGCAUAACUGAUCACCUCUGAAGUUGGUUGAUGAAUCUUGCAGCAUGACAGUUGGAUUUCUGUUCUUUGUUUAUAGGUUAUUUACUGCAGCAGACAGCGAUGAUAUAAACACUGUUGUACGAUUCAUAAACAAAUCGAGGCCAUGGACAACACUGAUGAGCGUUGGCUGGGGAUAUGGCGCAAGUAUGUUAACAAAAUACCUCGCAGAAAUGGGAGAGAGAACACCUCUUACAGCUGCUGUUUGCAUAGAUAACCCUUUCGACUUGAAUGAAGCCACAAAGUUCCAUCCUCGUCUGUCUCGAAUUGACGAGAAGCUGAUGGAUGGAUUGGUAGAUAUUCUACAAGCUAACAAGGUUAAAGAAGUUCCAAUUGAUAUAAAGUUGCACACACUUCUUUUCCAUGCCAGGGGACUACUGUAAUAAAAUUCACGAGAUUUGGAAGCUUUACUUGAACGCCCUGUGGAGUCACUGAGUAUUGACCUGUGAUUGGUGAUGUUUUCAAUGUUUAGGAACUCUUUAAAGGCAAGAAUAAGGAUUUUAAUGUGGUGAAAGCUCUAUCAGCAAGAUCAGUGCGUGAUUUUGAAGCUGCUAUUUCUAUGAUUUCCUAUGGAUUUCAAUCCAUUGAAGAUUUCUACACAAAGUUUAGUACAAAAGAAUUAGUUCACAAAGUUAAAAUUCCUCUUUUAUUCAUACAGGUACGCAGUUCUGCCCCGUGAACAUGCUUAAUUGGAAUUGGGCACUUGUUUUUUUUUAUGAUAUUAUUUUCUGUGGUUUGUCCUUUGUUGUAUUUGAGGAUUCGUUCUUUAGCUUUUUAUCAUUAUGUUAACUGAAAGAGUUGGAUUGAUCAAGUUUAGGCAAUAACAUUGAAAUCCACCUUCCCAAGAGAGCGCACCCUUGAAAAGCUACUAUUGGCCUGGUACACAGAAAAAUGAAUGAUUCUAUCUUUUCCAUGUCUUUUGAUUUGCUCCUGAUAGCAUACCUUUCCUACAAACUAGGAUGGAAUCCAUAUGACUAAGUGAUGCUUGAAAAUAAUCAAGAUUUACAUAUUUAUUCAUUUUCUUGAAUGAAUGAGAAUAAACUACUAUUAUGCAUAAUCAGUCAGGCGAUCAGUGAAAAAAAGGGCAAAGGACACGUAAAAGAGGACCCUUUCAAGUGCCUGAUAUUCGUUCUUGGACUACUUUUGUUGAGAACUCUGUGAUUAGUCUAGAAAGCCAGAAAUAUGCCACACACGUUAUCUGUUUAAUUUGCAUGCAACAAAUGGUCAACGACAUGCUGCGUGAAUUUCGAGGUUAUCUUGGUUACUUACCUGCAAAGGAUACAUGAUAUUCUCGCACUGUGAUGUUUGUUUUUUGCAAAAUAAGGUGUCAAUUUUUUUUGGGAUUUGUGUCCAGGUAAAGUGAUAAUUAUAAAUUAAAAAGCCACGGAACUAAAUCUCAUGAUAUAGAUGCUAUCUCAAGGAUGCUUAGGUAAUCUUUAAGUACUGAAUUUUUUAUGAUAUGUUCAGAUGACUUUCUGAUAAAAAUCUCUGUAGAAGUUUGCACGUGCUCACAACAUUACUUGAGGUUUUGAUCAUGCUGUAUGACUAAUGAUUGGGGUAAAUUAUCGACAAUACUCUACAGGUGAUUGUCAGUUAAUCUUUAGUAUUUAGGGAGCUAACACUAUCUUACUUGUGCAGAAUGACGGUGAGAUAGUACCACUUUGCUCUAUUCCUCGCAGCUCAAUUGCUGAAAAUCCAUGUACAAGCUUACUCCUGUAUUCUCAUUCUCCCAAUGUUGUGAGAAAUAAGAGAUCUGCUGUUAUUUGGUGCCAGAACCUUGCGAUUGAGGUAAAGCUUUCCCUAGAAAUGUGGUAGGCGCGUUCUGAAAUGAGAUUUCAUACCAGCAGAAUGGCAUUUUCGGUUGGUAAUUUUUUUGCAGACUCGUUGCAUUCAUGCCCAAACCUUUAGGAGUUGAUAUGUGAUGCAAAUAAGAUUCUCCCCGGUUCUGUAUGUGUCUAUGUGACAUUAUCAAAACUGGUUUUUUUCGUUUUGCUUUAUUGUUUCUGAUUUAUGUGCAUGAAAUGACUGAUCUUGGAUUAAUUUUUUUGGAAUUUUGGGGACUAUCUAUUUUAAAGAUUAUGGAAUAAGUAUGCUCAGAAUUAUGGAUAGCUCUCAAAGGCUUCCUGGCAAAAAAAGUUCUAUGUAGCCAUGAAUUUCUUGUUCGCAUGCUUGAUAAGCAACUGAUUGGUAUUCAGAUGGCUCUGAAAAUGAGGAAAACUAUGAGUAAUUGUCGCUCCACUGCCUGACCUUGAUUAAUGCAACCUCUAGAUCUAAGAUACUCACUUCAAUUCAUGGCUUAUCAACAUCAAUGUGACAACCUUAUUCUGAGUUUUUCAGAAUUUGUCAAUCUCUGACCUGAUUUAGCGAGGGGAAUCAGGAUCCACCUAGGUCGUGCUUCUUGAAAGGUGUCUCAUCAUUAUCUCUCGCAAUAAGAGGUAUAAGAGAAGACGAUGAAGAAUUGACAAAAACUAAAAUGAAGAAGAAGAGAGAGGGGGAGAACUGUAUCAGAGACAUCAAAGAAGAGAAAAAGAGGAGAGAAGGAUAGGAAAAACGAAAACUACCUUUCUCACCAUCGACCACUACUUUCUCUACCUGUUACUGCUCCACACCUCAUUAGUGGGUAAGGAUCGAGAUGGGGUUUUUGUCAACACUCUAUACCCAAGCAAACAAAUAUGACCCCCGAAACAUUAUCAUCUAGAAUACCAAAAAAUGUACUCCUAAAAUUUUAAAGCCCCUUUUUUAUUUUCCUAUAUUUUUAGCACGCCCAAUUUAGUUCAUCUGAUCGAUUAAAGAUUGGAAUCAAUCAGAUCCUUAUUUGGAAGAGCUUGGUCCUCUUACCAUUAAGCCACAGUUCAGUCUUUUCCUUUUUAGUUCAGUCUUUUCCUUAUUGGGAUUUUUUCCACUGCCAUUGUAAUUCAAUGUGUGUUUUUUUCUCCAUUCGGUUAGACCCUACCAUUUUCAGCGAUUAGCAAAAAAAUCUUCUUUGUUCAUAUAUAAGUGCAUUACAUCCACCUUCAUAACUCGACAUGUUCUGUUUCAUUUAAUCAUCCCAAUAUUCAACCGUUUUGACCUAAUCUAGAUUCCAUAGUAUGAGAUUAUUUGCCGAGACACUGCACUUUUUUAUGGACGACGGGGAGCUUAGUCUGUCUUUUAUUUUUGUUAGCUCUACACUAUUCGACUCUUCAGAGUUUUGAACACGUGCUUUUGGGUGACACUUUAAACAGAGGCUAUUAACAGCAGGUUAUACCUCAUGAACAAGGUAAUAUACCCUAGCGCUACCUGUGGUAGCCUUUCAUGCGAAGAUUUUAUGAAAUGUUUAAAGGCCUGGAGGAUUGAUAGGAUAGUGCACAGCAGGGAGAUCCCCCCGGAGAUAACAGAACAAAAGCUAAAAAUAAAAACAGAAAAAAAAAAUAUAUUGCCUGACUUAUCGUUUAUUAUGCAAGUAUGUUCCCUAUCUUUGUGUCGUAUCCUUCUGUCUGGAUACAUAAUUGAAACUUUAAUAUUUCGAUGGUUUACUGGUGUGCCUUUUUAUGCCUGACAUUUGAAGAUUAUUUAUCCAUUUCUACGAUAUUUCUCAUAAUUGUUCGAGUCUUUAUGAUGGGCAAUUAGAGGCGAAAAACUCUACAUAAUCUGUCAGCACAUUAUGGUAUAGUAAGGAAAAUUGAGAAAAAGCGAGGUUUCUAUUUCUAUAGUUGAGUUUUAUUUUGAAUACCACUAAUUUUUCUGGUGGCCUAAUAUCACACUCACCUGAUGUAUGCAGUGGUUUUCUGCAGUCGAGCUUGCUCUAUUGAAGGGCCGCCAUCCCCUUCUAAAAGAUGUAGAUAUCACCAUCACUCCUCCGAAAAGCUUAGCCUUUAUUGAGGAGAGAUCAGGAAAGGAUAUUUCAGCUGAGGACAAAAUGCAUGGGGCUUAUGAUUCUAACAAACACAGAAGGAAAAGGAGACAGUUUUUGAAACUUGACAACUCACAUGCAUCAUCUGAUAGUUUAGUGAUCCCAAUUAGCUCAUUGCCUGGAAAAAAUGACUAUGCUUACCAAGGAAAUGCUAAGCUUGGUGAAACUCGAGUUGGAGAUCAUUUGAACGAUACUAUAGAAACACAGGAAAGUAGCCUUGUUAGGGGAUCUGAGGAAGGAGAAGGCAAUCUAACCGACAGUGAAAACAGUCAGGUUAUUGGACCAGCAAGUGUUUUGUUGAAUAUGCUUGAUUUCACUAUACCAGGUACACUGGAUGAUGAACAGAAAAAGAAGGUAUUGACAACUGCAAUUUCAUGCUCCACUAUCAAUAGUCCUAUGACAUUUAUAUAUAAUAUUCUUUCCUUUAACGAAAAACUGGCUCCUAUUCUAUGCCUCGAAAUAUGUUCUAUUUGGCGUUAGCUCUUCAUGCAGAUAACAUAAAAUGAAACUCCCCUAUGCAUAUAUCUUUUCUAUUAGCAUUUUACUCGUUCCAUAUUUUUGCAUAUGGACUACUACAAGUUAUAACGGAUAGUAUCUUACAUAACUAUUGAUCUUCACUGGUAACUUGUUGGAGAACUCUAAUUCUGAUAGUAUUCUUUCAAAUGAAACUGACCCCCUGAUGAAAUUUUUCAGUGCUGAGGAAUCUGAAGCAAUGUACUCCCUGAAAGAGAAAAACAUUACAGGAUGCGAAUGAACUUGAAUAAUAUUCUUCAGCCUCAUAAGAUUCACAUGACAUUUUAUUUAAAUUUGUAACACUUUUGAGUUUCUAGCGUGAAUACUUUGCUUUAUGUCGUAUUCCCUAGAUUUCUUCCUUUAUGUGCAUUAGUAAUAUUGGGCUCACUGGAGGUUUUUGAGGAAACAUAAAUUUAAAUUUCAUAGAGAUGGUCAUGAACAUGAAUAACAUUUAGGAUCCAUAUGAAAGUAAUUUUUUUGAUUUGGCACUGUCUUAAUCAUUUUUAACACCCUCAUCAUGAUUCCAUGAUAUUAUUCAUGAGAAGGAGCAUACUGUUACCGAUUCUUUGUUAGGUUUCUUUUACAUAAAAAAUUACUUGUAAUUUACCCUCCGUAUAACUUUGAUGAUGAAUAUCUAUUGCUAUACUCCGUCAAUUGAAAUGAUGGGGAAAUAUCUGACGGAUUGAAAAAAGGAUUGUGAUUUAGUUGCGAUUUAGUUGCGAUUGAGUCUUGAUAAAUCAUAUUGGAUGGUGAAAUAUUUGGCUCGUCUCUUUUACAGAUUUUAAGAGCCACAGAACAAGGAGAGACGUUCAUGAAAGCUUUGGAAGAGGCAGUACCAGAAGACGUGCGCGGAAAACUUACUUAUGCUGUUUCUGGCAUCAUCCAAGCUCAAGGAAGUAAAAUAAAUGUUGAUAUUCUUAAAAAGAUUGGAAGGGUUCCUGGAAUGGAGUCAGGAAGAAAGUCGAAGAUUCAAGAGGAACCUGGAGAUAUUUCAAACGUAAUUGAGCCUAAUGUCACAUCUUUAUCCGAUGACAGGGAAGGUUUUAUUCAUGAUCAGGAGACUAUUAAUGGUAAUUCAUCAGUUCCUCGUCGCCAAGAUCACAAGUCUCAAGAGAAAAACGAAAUUUCUCCAGAAAAGGAUCUUGAAGAUCCUGGAUAUUCUGGGCCUGAGUCAGAAAUUGAAGGCAAUACAAAGUCAGGUGAGCCGGAGAAGGCAAUUGCCCUGGAUACAGGCAAUGGACUUAAUCAGACGCAAGUAGUGGAUGUCAAAGAGUCUAACGAUCCCAGCAACAGUGAAGCAGAAAAAGUAGAUGCAACUGACGACAAUAGUAUUGCAAACUCCCUUGGCAGUAAUGAAAAGUCGCAUACAUAUGAUUCCUCUUCACCCGUGCACCAGGAAUUGCAGAAGGAAGGAAACAAUAUCAAGGACAACGGCAAUGGGAAUGUUCAAAAUACCACAAAAUUUGAAGAUCCAUCCUCCAAACGUUCAUCUGACAACCCUCCUUCAAUCAGUGUUUCCAAUGCGUUGGAUGCCUUAACAGGAUUUGAUGACUCCACACAGAUGGCAAUGAACAGUGUUUUUGGAGUUAUAGAAAACAUGAUUGACAAGCUGGAGAAAGAAACGGGUAAAACGGACGGUGAAGGAAGUAAGGAUGAUACCCUGGAGUGUGAUGACCCAGCCGAAGAAUCUCUUACAACUAGUGACCACAAAUCUGAAGACAGUGUCUCAAAGAAUGUGUCUUUACAAAAUUUAAAUGCCAUCCGAUCAGGCCAUCCUCUAAUUCGUUUCCCAGAUCAGCCUCCUGACACCGAAGGGGAUCUAAGGAAUGAGAAAGAAGUUAUUGAUGGCCAUAAUUUAACUGAUAGUGGCGUAUUUGCAACGCUUCCAAGAGACAAUGUCAGUUCUGACUAUUUAAAUAAGGUCGGGGACAUAAAAAAAAUGUGUCUAGCCUUUAAUGUGAACCAAUACUGGGGUUUCCCUUACAGAGCAUUUCGCCAUAAAUCCAUGCCAUCGCAGAUGUCAAAUGUGGAAUCAUUGGAUCUGAAGUCGACUACUGAUCUGUUUCUUGACCCAGAAGAAGGUCGAUGGAAAAUGUUGGACCAAAUGGAAAACAUGAAUUUUAAUCAAAAUGCUGAAGACAUUGAUAGUGACCAAAUUAUACAGUCUAUGUUACAAGAGGCAGACGGAGACAGACUUGGUGAGCCUUCCUCUGCAUUCCUAGACUCAGAGCAUGCAAAUUCACUGGCCAGGACUGAGAAGCAGCCUGAUCAUGACAGUUUUGCAAAAGACGAGGUAGUCUUAUUAAUUAGGGAAACUGUGCUUAAUGCACUGAAGGUUGAGGUAUCACGGCGCCUAGGGAAUUCUGAUCUCCAGGACACAGAUUCAAAUAUAAUGCAUGAUAUAUUGCAAGUCUCCAUUGCAGUUUCUAGCGCUGUAGUUCGUGACAGAGAGUUAUCUCCAGGAUAUCUGAGGUCCACGUCAGUGAAACUUGGUACAAUUCAAGGGCAACUGAUCAUUAGAACCAUCUCAUGUGUUGUUCGUGAUACAAGCCUUGGAAAAGUUUUGCCAGUUGGUGUUAUAGUGGGAUCUACAUUGGCAUCAUUGAGAAAAUAUUUUCAUGUCACUGUUUUGCAUAAUGAAUACCAGGUAAAAGAUGCAACUGAACCUCCUAUUAAUAUUGAGAACAGACAUAAUGGCGAAGAAUGUGAAGUUGAAAAUGUUCACGUUACUCUUGGAAAAAAAGAUCAAAACAUCGAUCUUGAUUCCCAACACCUUGGAGGAACGGUCACAGCUGAAACAUCCAAUUUACACAAUGGUGGCGCUGUGGCUGGUGCUUUUACAGCUGCUUUAGGCGCAUCAGCAUUACUGGCGCAUCAUCAGGUCACUAAGAAUUCCUUUGGAAAAGCAAUAUUGCGUUCAUAGUUUUAAUUGAAAUCCAAAAUAUUUUUUCCCUAAGUGAGUGAUUAUGACAAUUACUUGAUGGCCCCUUUCUGUUCUAUUAUUAGUCUCAAGCAUUUUUUGUGGUCUCUAAAUAAGACAACAGACAAACUAAAUUUAUUUUCUUCAUACUUGCGGAAAAGUCUGUAAUUAAUUUAAAUUUAUUACCAUAAAAUUGUUAGCAAGAAAGUCACUUAUCCUUUUUAUGCACUUUCUUCAUCUUGCGUUUUCUAUUUUCUCUGUUUAUUGGUUUUCCAUUCUUGACGUCAAAUUCUAAUGUCUGGCUGAUAACCAGUGCCGAAGUCUUGGCCUAUAUACUGGUGUUAUUAUGGGCCAUCCAUGUGUAUGACACCUUUAUAUGGAACUUGAGAAGCGUUCAGCGUAAAACAAAAUAAAAUUUACAGAGAAUACAGCUUUAUUUCAUUUACUCUUUUAGUUGAUUUAAUCACCAAUGGUGAUCAUUUACUGAUGGCAUAUAUAACCCUGAUACUUUUCUGGGACGGAAUCCAUCACGCUUCAUUUCUUGAAAACCAGCCAUCAAUUUAUGAUUGAAAACAUCCUGCAGAGUUCAGAAUUAUUUGCGAAAACUUGAUGCGAUCAUCUGAAACAUACUUGGCUACUUUGUGUAAGAGUAUGCUAAAAAUUCUACCUCCCUAAGGGUGUCGCUCGCUGUUCACAUAACUUUUAGAAAAUUUUAGAGGCCUCUCUUAUUGAUCCUAUCCUUAUUUUUACGGUGUUUUGAACAAAAUAGAAUUUUGUGUGCAGUGGUGGGAAGCUUUUCUAAUAUAAUUUUUAAUGAAGAUUAGGGUAUUUUUGUCUUUUAUUUUUUUAAUUAUUCAUUAUGUUUUAUCCCAACCGCUGCUUAUAACAGUGGCAGUGUUCGUCCUGUGAUAUUUUUAGGAUUGACCUUAUUUAUAAAUAGAUUGAGAGCAGCUGACUCACUAUCUUUUUUGUUAUGUUAUCUUCCUCUCCUUGCAUUUUUCUUAUCCGCUUUUCCAUGGACAUAACCAAAAUUAGCUGUGUUCUCUUUUAGCCACAUUUUUGGCUUUCUUCAUUGGGCAAUGUUUCAUGGUUGACUCUUAAGUGGUAAUCUAACAACCUUUUUGGCGUUCGCGUCAAGCUCCCUGUUAGUAAUUCAUCAGCAUCUGAAUCAAACCAUUAUUGAACUAUAUUUUCCAAUAUUAUAUUUCCAUCCUAGCAAUAUUUAAGUGGAUGCUUUAUUCAAUGAUGUUUCUAUUCUUUUCAAGAUAAUGCUCGUGUUGAUGUCUGUGAGCAUCUUGUUCUAGGUAAACGCUAUCAGCAUAAAUUUCAUUUUAUUUGUUUUUAUCAGGAGAAAAAUAAACUCCAUAGGUCUGGCAAUACGGCUGAAUUUUCAUCUGGUCCCAUGGGAGGAGUUGAAGAAUCAGUCAAGCUUCCUGAUAAGCUUCAGGAAGUGGUUCAAGAUAAACAGCAGAAUAAUUUAGUGAGCACCCUUGCUGAGAAAGCAAUGUCCGUUGCUGGUCCUGUUGUGCCUACUAGGGAUGAUGGCGAAGUUGAUCAUGAAAGGUCAUAUUUUACUAAUCGUUUUUACAACAUAACGUUGAAAAUUUUCUCUUUCUUAAGGUCUUAAGAGGGCGGUAACAUUUUAUUGAUGUGAGCAGGUUGGUCGCUUCACUUGCAGAAUUGGGACAGAGGGGUGGAAUUUUGAGAUUAAUUGGUAAAGCUGCGUUACUUUGGGGUGGCCUACGUGGUGCAAUGAGUCUGACGGACAGACUUAUAUCAUUCUUGCAGCUUGCUCGGCGCCCCUUGUUUCAGAGGUAAGUGAAGUCGGGUUCACUCAUCUCAUAGAUCUCUGCAUAUCAUAAAAUUUUGACAAAUUAGGCUCUUUUCUUAUAUUUAUUUAUUAAUAAUAUCCAUAUAUAUAUAUAUAUAUAUGUCAACAUCGUGGCAUAGAUUUACCUAUCACACAUAGUAACUAUUUGUCUGCCUUCUGCCCACAUGAGGGUAAAUCAUGAUUAUGACUCACUGGGACCUCAGAUCACGUCCCAAAGCCACAAAUCCAAUUUUCUUGAAUGGUUUUAUAAUCAAAUAGCGCCCAUAUUUUUACUGGCAAUUUCUAGGGGUUUAAAAUUGAAUUAUCUGGAAUGGUUUUUUAGGCAAUAAUUAGCUAUGGGAGAUUACUUAUCGUUGAGCUUUCCAUCAAGGAUGCUAGCACGGCAGAUGUUCAUAUUUGCACCUGCUAAUGUAGUGGGCUAGAUGUUCAUAUUUGCACUCUUAAUUAAUGAAAGUCUAUAGUCGGAUAUCCUUUUCUUCUUUUUUUUAAUUCUCAAAUAGUCAAUCUCAUUCAUGAAUUCCUUUGAAAUUCUGAUUUUAAGAUUCGCACAAUCAUUCAACGUAGAGAAUAUUGACCUCACAUUAUGGUUAAAUAUGUAGGAGUACUUUUUUUUUAUUUUCUAUAUUAUAUAUAAGAUAAGAUCCAUUGUAUGCACUUAAAUGCCAUACAUUGAUGUUUUAAAAAACAAAAAUUCAGCCUCAAAAUUUCCUAGCAGGAAUCUUUGAAAAGGGGACGGAAAAUCUUUGAAAAGGUGCACAUAUGUGCAUCUGUUGCAUCAUGCAUGUUCCUCUUAAUUUUAUAUUUACCUCUACACAGCUACUCUCCAAGCCAUAAUUAAAAUAAUGGACCUCAAUUCACAUUUAUCAGCGUUGUAUAAAAGAUGACAUCUUCAAUCUGUUUCAUGAUACCCGUCAUGUAUCCUAUAAAGCUUGUAGCAUUAGCUUGUUGUUUUAUUUUUUAUCUCAGAAAUUACCAAUUAUCGUUUUGCUUCCUUCAAGGAAUUUUCUGGUAAAUCCAACUCUCUCUCGCUCUUGUCAGACUCUUAGGAUUUAUCUGCAUGGUACUGGUCGUUUGGUCUCCAGUGGUCAUACCUUUGUUCCCAUCGCUCGUUGAGAGCCGGAUGCUGAGAAGUACCAAAGGCGUUGCUGAAUAUGCGUGCAUUCUGGGACUCUAUAUCGCCGUUAUGAUUCUCGUUGUCUUGUGGGGAAGAAGAAUUCGGGAAUACGAAGACCCACUUCAACGGUACGGAUUGGACUUCAGAUCAUCCAAGGUAGUACCAUUUUCUUUGCUCCGCAGCUUUUGCAUGGAUAACUUACAGAUUAAGGUGUACAAAAGUCAACCAUUUUUUCUAAUGGUUAUAUGUUUAUUGGGUUGACCAUAAUCCACGAAAUGUAUCAUUAGCAUUCGAACAUCUCGUACGAACAGUUUUUUUUUUUUUUUUUUUCCCUUUCUCUUCUGUCGAUCUCUUGGAAAAGGCAGAAGUUGAGGAGCUACUGAUCGAAAUGACUCCCUUGCAACCGAUUGCCUGUGUGCAGGUGCAACACUUUCUGAAGGGUUUCGGAGGCGGGAUAACGGUGGUCGUCUACAUACAUUCAAUAAAUGCCUUGCUCGGAUUUGUAUCCCUUGCCAGGCCUCCUAUUCAUUCCUCACCUUCGGUUCACGCCGCCGUGCUGCUCAAAACAUAUGCCUGGAUGCUGAUCAGAACCCUUCAAGGGAUUGUGACGGCAACUUGCAUCGCCAUGGUCGAAGAGGUACUGUUCAGGUCAUGGUUGCCUGAGGAAAUUGCUGCGGACCUCGGAUACUACAACGCCCUCAUGAUUUCAGGGCUCAUCUUCUCUCUGCUUCAGAGGUAAUGCUCUCUGGGUUCUUCCCAUGGACUGAAAUCAUACACCCGAGGUCAACUCUUUGCAAGACUUCCUGCCAGGGGAGUUCUUCUCGUAUCUAGUCAACGGGGUCUGAUCGGUUCUACUUGAUUUGCCUUCUGCAGGUCCCUCACAUCGAUUCCUGGGUUCCUGCUCCUCUCUCUGGCCCUCUGCGGGGCCAAGCAAAGAGCCAACGGCAGCCUCCUGCUCCCGAUAGGGAUCAGAGCCGGCAUAAUGGUGGCCAACCUCGCCGUCCAGGCCGGUGGGUUCUUGUCCUACAGGCCCGACACGCCCUUCUGGCUCGCGAGCUCCUAUCCCUGGCGCCCAUUUGACGGCGCCGCCGGCCUGGCCGUCUGCCUUCUGCUGGCCGUAUAUCUUCGUCCACGUAGAGUACUGCGCUCGGACGCCGAACCCUAA